AUGUCUCUGUCUAAGACUACUGCUUUCAAGCUGCUCGAUCUUCCCUACGUUUCACUUCGAAAGGUUUUCAGAAAAUUCAGAGUUCAAGACAUGUAAGUUUUAUCGUUCACAUUGAGAAGGGUUCAACAAGAACGUCUAAAUUUUGCAGCCUCACCUUGUCCGCUUCAUCUCUGAGCGUCUCCCGACUCUUGCAACUCUCCAAUCUGAACCCGACUUCUCUCCGUAUCGUCUGCAACCCCGAGUAUACUGUUAUCACCACCAACAAAGAGUCCGAUGGGCACAUCUAUGUUCAAAACGAGGGCAUUCAAGUGCUGGCCUUGCCUUCACCCUCAAUGUUCGAACAAGUCAUAGGCGACCACGCGGUUUCUGUUGAGUAAGUUUAAUUGCACUCCUGAAAAAUGUCAUGAUCAUUUAUAUUUUUUUUUCAGAAAAAGCGCCAUAUUUGACGUGCCGAUCACCGCCAUCACCACCUCCGACCACCUCAGCACGACAUCCGCCCUCGUUGCUCUUUUGCGGUCGUACCUCGGUGUCUCCAUUCAGCAGUUGCGCAUCGAAAACUUCAAUUAUCAGUCAUUUGCUGAGUUCUUGGACUGGCCUCUCAUUUCCGUCGCCGAGAGUAUUGAAAUUGAGGGAGAGGAGGUUGAAGACGUGCAUCUUCCGGUCCUUCUCAGGCAGUUCGGAGCUCAUCAGACGGUCAGUCUUCAAUUCAGAUGUUUCGACGUGCUGGCCGUCGAAUCUGCUCUAAAAAUUGAAAAGUUGACUAUCAAGGAGCACUGCUGGUUUACCAGAGAACUCCUACUGGCGACUAACUUCUCUUAUCUGGAAGCGGAGUGUUCUCUUCUGACUGGACUUGAUAUCAAUGCGUUCGUGAGACAGUACAUCAAUGAGCCCGGACACGACUUGAAAUAUCUGAAGAUGCGAAUCAUGAAUGUUGAUGGACUAUUCGAUGGACUUCCCGGAACGCGCCAGCAUAUGAAUCAGAAAGUGCUGAUGUCGGACGGAGAAACAGUGCACAUCUUCAGUUUGUUGGAAGUCAUUGCAGAGGACGGAGUCAAGAUCAGCAUCGCCAUGGGAACUGAAAAAAUGAUCUACGUUUUUGUCUGA
Caenorhabditis sp. 36 PRJEB53466 is the source of this 1104-nucleotide messenger RNA. The record is from the annotation of a GenBank genome assembly. NCBI's taxonomy places the organism in Eukaryota, Metazoa, Nematoda, Chromadorea, Rhabditida, Rhabditidae.